Molecule: messenger RNA, 1329 nt
Organism: Saccostrea cuccullata (small rock oyster)
Lineage: Eukaryota; Metazoa; Mollusca; Bivalvia; Ostreida; Ostreidae
Product: neuronal acetylcholine receptor subunit alpha-6-like
Exons: 2
Coding region: 1-1329 (442 amino acids)
Biological process (GO): regulation of membrane potential; nervous system process; signal transduction
Cellular component (GO): plasma membrane; synapse; neuron projection
Molecular function (GO): transmitter-gated monoatomic ion channel activity involved in regulation of postsynaptic membrane potential; transmembrane signaling receptor activity; excitatory extracellular ligand-gated monoatomic ion channel activity
Source: RefSeq, a predicted model, not a curated record
AUGUCUCACGUGAAAGCCAUCACAAAAAGGUUGUUUGUGGAUGAAAAAUAUGAUAAGAAGAUCCGACCAGUCCGCGAUUAUGACACAGCUGUAGAGAUGGACGUCAGUCUCUUCUUGUUCAGCAUCAAUAAACUGGACGAGGUUCAAGAAAAACUAGUGACCACUGCAUACCUGGAGCUGGUGUGGAUAGACGAGUAUCUCGCAUGGGACCCCGAUGAUCACGAUGACAUCGAACACUUCUACAUACCACAGAAAGAGAUUUGGACGCCUGAUAUUGUAUUGAAGGGCGGUUUUACUAGAUUUCAGGAGCUAGGGGGUGAUUUCUACUAUCUGGAUUUAGACUUUAAUGGACAGAUCACGUGGUUACCUUAUGAAGUGUUUGAGAGCCGCUGUCCCAUUGACAUUACCUACUUUCCAUUCGAUGAGCAAAUUUGUAGCAUAUCAUUUGUUAUUUGGUCGUAUGCUAGGGAUGAAGUUGCGAUCUAUGGGUCUAAUCACGGAAUAAAAUUUUAUCAAUAUGAAGAAAACAGCAUCUGGUCAAUCGUUAAUACAAACUUUACAAUCAUCGACGAUCCUCAUGUAAGAGAAUCUGAAAUUACCUUCACCCUUCAUCUACGGAGGAAACCAUUUUACUUUAUCAGAAACAUAAUUAUUCCUAUAGUUUUCUUAUCAAUGCUGAACAUCCUAACAUUUAUCAUACCAGUAGAUUCAGGAGAAAAAUUAACAUUUGGAAUGACAGUUUUUCUUUCUUUUCUUGUUUUCCUUACUAUAAUAUCAGCACAACUUCCAGCAAACUCGGAAAGUACCCCCCUUUUGGGAGUUUACCUGGAUGUACAGUUGGGGUACAGUAUCACCAUUCUUAUUGUUACGUCAUUUCAACUAAAAAUUCACCACAAGGAUGAAGCAGAGAUACCCUCACGACCGUACCUUGCAGUCAUAAGAAUUAGCAAUCUUAUGCGAUGUAAAAGUGGAAGAAAAAUCAAUCCUUUGACCAGAAAGAUUAAUCAAAACAUGGAACAUAUCUCAAAAGAAGGAAAGGGAAUAGAUUUACCAUGUUCGAGAGACACGAAUAAGCUCACACUUUUCGAUGUAGAAGAAAAUGAAGAAAAAAUCUCUGAGAAGAAGAAUGACAAAAGUGCAUAUAAAGAAGUCAUGGGAAAAUUCUCAUCAUUUGAUCAACCAGCGAGUUUGCAUACAUCACAUACUUGGAAGGAUGUCUCAUCAGCCCUAGAUUUUAUCUCCUUCUGGCUCUUCCUCGUUUCAAAUUUUACAGUAACAACGGUUUUCUUCGUUCAGAUUUACACUGGAGGUGAAAGAAGUUUAACAUAA